This is a messenger RNA of Peronospora belbahrii, 282 nucleotides long. Lineage: Eukaryota; Oomycota; Peronosporomycetes; Peronosporales; Peronosporaceae. The record is from the annotation of a GenBank genome assembly.
AUGCGCCGCAACGGUACGACACGAGAUUAUCUUGUGCUCGUAUUUGCGGCUGACCAUAGUGCAACGAGCUUACUUGCCAAUUUUCAGCUAAGCAAAAGAGCUACUAGCGUAAAUUUUGCUUCAAUUACAUACGUUUUGUACUGUUCGUUCUCAAUGUUGACCGUGAUGUUCAUCCAGAGCGUCGCCAAUUUGACGCUUGUAGCUUAUAGUAAUCCAGGAAAUGACACCGAGAAAUCCAGCAGAGUCGACGGUGGCCAAAACGGGACGUGGUGCGGUCGCUAA